AUGUACUGGGAGAAAUGUCAAGAUCAACCCCCUCCCCAGAUGUACUGGGAGAAAUGUCAAGAUCAACCCCCUCCCCAGAUGUACUGGGAGAAAUGUCAAGAUCAACCCCCUCCCCAGAUAUUACCGAACGAACUCAGGCAUAUCAUUCAGGACCAGAGGAAAUUACUAAAUCUAGAAAAGUUUACAAUACGAAGUUUUUCUCUUCAGACGAUACAUAUAGAACAGUUCCAUCGGCUGAUUAGUCGUGUGUCAUCAUUGUCUAUUACUACAGAGAUGUCUACAGGAGCUGUAUCGUCUCCUCCAGUCAAACCAUUGUUUGAUGAGCAGCGUAUCAUCACCGCCAUAGACAUCGACUAUGACAGACUAUGCAGUGUUGUCAGUCUAAGUGAGGAAGUCUGGACAUGUGGGACUGACAAUAUAAUUAAGCUCUACAACUCCCGGGGCAAACUACUUAAAUCAAUCCAAACGAGUUCUGGAAACUGGCCAUGGGACAUAGCAGUGACACGGGACGGAGAUCUAUUCUAUACUGACCGUGAAACAAGAACUGUAAACCUAGUGAAGAAUAAACAGAUACAGACCGUGAUCACACUACAGGGGUGGGUACCUCUCAAUGUCUGCAGUACCUUUUCUGGUGACCUCCUGGUCACCAUGGUCAGUGAUGAUGACAAACAAUCCAAAGUUGUGCGUUACUCUGGCUCCACAGAGACACAAACCAUUCAGUUUGAUGAUCAGGGUCAACCUCUCUAUUCAUCUGGUCAUUAUAACACUAAAUACCUCAGUGAGAACAGGAACCUGGAUAUCUGUGUGGCUGACUGGGCAGCUGAAGCAGUAGUGGUGGUCAAUCAGUCAGGAAAACUCCGAUUUAGAUACACUGGUUAUCCCUCUAAUACCAAGGAACCAUUUUAUCCACGCGGCAUCACUACAGACAGUCAGAGUCACAUCCUGACAGCAGACUUUAACAAUCACCGUAUCCACAUCCUAGAUCAGGACGGACAGUUCCUCCGUUACAUUCAGGACUGUGGUUUACAUGUUUCAUGGGGUUUAUGUGUGGACAUCAGAGACAACCUAUUUGUGACUGAGUACUGGACUUGUAAAUUGAAGAAAAUUCAAUACCUAGGUGACCAGGUAGUUAUUUCGUUAGAUAUUUGUCAUUGUAGUUCCUUUUAUGUGCAUGUCACGUGAGAUUUGUAAGAAAGAAAGAUAAUUGUAUUUACUAACCCGCGUACGUUUAUUUUUCCAUCAAAACAUAGUCACUCUCUGCAUGACCAUCAAGUUGUUGGCAGUAUAUAUAUAUAUAUAUAUAUAUAUAUAUAUAUAUAAAGCACAGAAAAUUUCACUUCAUUUGGAUACCCACUUCCGCCCCUACCUGGGGUUGAACUCACGACUUGCAGAACCAAAUCUCCUGGCAGCUUGUAACCAGCGCGCUAGACCGCUCGACCAUCUAGGCUAGUAUAUAUAAAACUCUAAACACUUUCUAGAAAUAUUUCGACCGUGUUACCGGUCUUCUUCAGUCGUGUUUAU
Ostrea edulis (European flat oyster) is the source of this 1521-nucleotide messenger RNA. RefSeq lists its product as uncharacterized. The record is from RefSeq and is a predicted model, not a curated record. Gene Ontology annotation, biological process: protein polyubiquitination; proteasome-mediated ubiquitin-dependent protein catabolic process. The coding region runs from base 1 to 1182 and encodes 393 amino acids. Gene Ontology annotation, molecular function: protein binding; ubiquitin protein ligase activity. The transcript is spliced from 2 exons. Lineage: Eukaryota; Metazoa; Mollusca; Bivalvia; Ostreida; Ostreidae.